Molecule: messenger RNA, 366 nt
Organism: Astrephomene gubernaculifera
Lineage: Eukaryota; Viridiplantae; Chlorophyta; Chlorophyceae; Chlamydomonadales; Astrephomenaceae
Source: the annotation of a GenBank genome assembly
UUUUGCGCCUACCCAAAGCAAGAGAUCAUGGGCCAUGACAUCAAAUGCUUCACGGAUUCACCGGGGAUGUGCCCUUUGGGCAACAGGACAACUCGUGCCCACAUCCAGGCGGCAGCAGAGGCAUGUGUCGCUACAACGGGGUGUCUGGCGUUCACCAGCGACGGAUGGCUCAAGUCCGCUGGUUCCGAGGCCAUGCAGCCCGCCACGGCCUCCUACACCACGCUAGUGCAGGGAACCUACGUGCUGCGACCCAAAGGUACAGGCCAGCCCCUGGAUGCCUUUUGCUUCUAUGAGGGUCAGGAUCUGCUGGAUGACGGUAGUGGGAGUACCUACGCCAGGGGGACUGAACUCCCUGACGUGUACGGC